AUGUCUCCUCUGUCAGACGACAAGGUCGCCAGAAUCAGCGAAGAUGACCAUCCUCCAAACCCUGACAUCGUCAAAGAUGCAUCCUUUGCAAAGCAAGCCGCAGACGAGGAGCACAGUCUCACAUUGCUCCAAGCCAUCCGAAAGUAUCCAAAGGCUGUUAUGUGGUCAGCUCUACUCUCCACAUCAAUCAUCAUGGAGGGCUACGACAUCGUCUUGAUCUCGUCCUUCUUCGCUCAGCCGUCCUUCAGAGAGCAUUAUGGAAGCUAUCAGCCAGAGACAGAUACCUGGCAGAUCACAGCAUCUUGGCAGAAUGCUCUCAGCAACGCUGUCAGCGUGGGAACUAUCAUCGGCGCGUUCGCCAAUGGCUACUUCACGUACAAAUUUGGCUAUCGAAAAGUGCUUCUCGCUUCGUUGGUUGCCAUCUGUGGCUGUAUCUUCAUCUCAUUCUUCUCCCCCAGUCUUCCCGUUCUUCUUGUUGGGCAAUUUCUUUGUGGCAUCCCUUGGGGAGUGUUCGCUACUAUGGCUCCUGCGUAUGCCUCCGAGGUCUGUCCCAUGGCCUUGAGAGGCUACUUGACCGUCUAUGUUAACCUCUGCUGGGCCAUCGGGCAACUCAUUUCCGCUGGUGUGCAGGCAGGUUUCUCGAACAAGACUGGGCCAUGGUCUUACCGCAUCCCGUUCGCGAUACAAUGGGCAUGGCCUGUUCCUCUAUUCGUCAUUCUGUUCUUCGCUCCUGAAUCGCCAUGGUACUUUGUUCGUAUUGGGGAUUAUCAAGAAGCUGAGAAGUCCGUCACCCGUCUCAGUUCAUCAACACAACCUGGCCAUGCAAAGCAGGCCGUUGCUAUGAUGAUACAUACCAACGAGAUCGAGAAAUCGAUUGAUCAAGGAACUUCCUACCUAGACUGCUUUCGCGGGAUCGAUCGACGCAGGACUGAGAUUGCUUGCAUGGCCUUUGCUGCUCAACCCUUUUGCGGAUCUUCAAUGGGAGGAACACCAACAUUCUUCUUUGUCCAAGCAGGACUCCCUGAGACAAUCUCGUUCAGGAUGUCUGUUGGCGGUCUAGGUAUUGCCUCCGUUGGUACAAUCAUGUCUUGGUGGCUACUUGCCCCUUUCGGUCGACGUACACUGUAUCUCUGGGGCCUCGGAUUGCUCACAGGGGUGUUGAUGAUUGUCGGAAUCAUCAGUGCUAGUGCCGGAGAUUCCCAAGGCGCAAACUAUGCCCAGGCCGCUUUCAUGCUUCUCUGGCUUGGUAUUUACUACAUGACUGUGGGGCCUGUUUGCUAUGCAAUCAUUUCUGAGGUAUCUUCCACACGUUUACGCAACAAGAGUAUUUGCGUUAGUCGAAUUGCAUACUACAUCGCCCAAAUCAUCUGCAACGUGGUCAACCCUUAUAUGUUGAACCCGACUGCUGGUAACUGGCGCGGCAAGACUGGCUUCUUCUGGGGAGGGUGCUGCUUGGUCUUCUUUAUCUGGACGUUCUUCAGACUUCCCGAGACUAAGAACAAGACUUUUGAAGAGCUCGAUAUCCUCUUUGCUAACAAUGUGAAAACUCGUGAGUUUGCCAAGUACAAGGUGGAUGCAUAUGCGGAGGACGAGAAUGCUUUAACCAUUAAAGAUGGUACUGCGUCAUGA
Molecule: messenger RNA, 1629 nt
Organism: Fusarium sp. VM40
Lineage: Eukaryota; Fungi; Ascomycota; Sordariomycetes; Hypocreales; Nectriaceae
Source: the annotation of a GenBank genome assembly